GUAGCAAUCAAAACAUUCUCACAUCCUUGGAGACCAAAUCAUACUCCACCACGUCCACGACGAAUUUUCAACGAUAACAGUAUCGACCUGUACGAGAUCUGUUUACCUAAAUUUCUACCUAACGAAAUCAUCAAGAAAUCAUGGCGGAUGAUUCUGCUUCCCAAACACCAACCUUCAAGCUCGUGCUUGUCGGUGAUGGAGGAACUGGAAAGACCACCUUCGUCAAGCGUCAUUUGACUGGAGAGUUCGAGAAGAAAUAUAUCGCCACUCUUGGUGUCGAAGUUCACCCUCUUGGAUUUACUACCAACUUGGGAAACAUUCAAUUCGACGUCUGGGAUACUGCUGGACAAGAAAAGUUCGGAGGUCUCCGUGAUGGAUAUUACAUUAACGGCCAAUGCGGUAUCAUCAUGUUUGAUGUUACUUCCCGUAUCACAUACAAGAACGUUCCUAACUGGCAUCGUGACUUGGUUCGUGUUUGCGAAGGCAUUCCUAUUGUUCUUACCGGAAACAAGGUCGAUGUGAAGGAACGUAAAGUAAAGGCAAAGACCAUCACUUUCCACAGAAAGAAGAACCUCCAAUACUACGACAUUUCGGCCAAAUCCAACUACAACUUCGAGAAGCCUUUCUUGUGGUUGGCCCGCAAGCUCGUUGGUAACCCAACUUUGGAAUUCGUUGCUGCACCAGCAUUGGCACCACCAACUGCACAAGUCGACGAAGAACUCUUGAAGGUUUACCACAAGGAGAUGGAGGACGCCGCCGCUAUGCCACUUCCAGAUGAGGAUGACAACGAUUUGUAAAUCGACCACAAUAAUGUCCAGAGGACCUUCGAUCAAUUAGCAGCAUCUUAGAUAGUUCUUUUUCUCUCGGUGGUAUUUGCAUUUCUCCUGUCGAACGGUUUUGCGGAUAGAGGCAGAUGACGCUCUCUCUUUUACUCGGGGCAGGGCACAUCAGGCCAAGGGGUAUGCUGGGAGGGAUGGAUUGGGAAUUUUACGAGCGACGAACAUCUUGAGAUAGAAUUAAUUCUCGAGAUAUCACUGCCAUUGGCAGCUUAUGUAGCUAGAGCAAAAAGCCAUUAGUUCUUUGAUAGACAACUUUAUGAACUCAAAGGCUUGUAAGGCCAUGCCAGAACAAAAAAGUGGUUAAAGUGUGAUUGACAUGACCGGGAAAAUGGAUUUUUUUUUAAAGUACCA
Botrytis cinerea B05.10 is the source of this 1190-nucleotide messenger RNA. RefSeq lists its product as hypothetical. The transcript has 6 exons. Gene Ontology annotation, molecular function: GTPase activity; GTP binding. NCBI's taxonomy places the organism in Eukaryota, Fungi, Ascomycota, Leotiomycetes, Helotiales, Sclerotiniaceae. Gene Ontology annotation, cellular component: cytoplasm; nucleus. Bases 141 to 797 code for a protein of 218 amino acids. The record is from RefSeq and is a predicted model, not a curated record. Gene Ontology annotation, biological process: protein import into nucleus; ribosomal subunit export from nucleus.